Molecule: messenger RNA, 1535 nt
Organism: Nicotiana tabacum (common tobacco)
Lineage: Eukaryota; Viridiplantae; Streptophyta; Magnoliopsida; Solanales; Solanaceae
Source: RefSeq, a predicted model, not a curated record
UUUCUCUUCGAUUGUGUCAUCUAAAACUCAGACAACACAAAAGAAUAAUAAAACAAUCUCUUCCCAAAAACACCAACAACAAACAAAGUAUAUCAUUAUCACUUGAGGGAAGAGAGGAGAGACCCAUUUCUCAUAAAGUGUAUGUAUGUAUUUUUAUACAUAUACUACUUGUAAAAUAUUUAUCUUUUGUUUGAGAGAACAAAAAAGGGGGUCUUAGGGUUUUUGAUCUUUCUUGAUGAUGGUCAACUGAAAAUUUUGAUCAUUGUAAAUUUGUGAACUUUUUUCUUUCUUGAAAAUUGGUGUAAAAAAUGGAAAUGGUUGAUCAGUCUGAAUCUUCUCCUUUGGUCCCACCUUCUUUGAUCACUGACCCUAGCGAGAUCGAUCUUGAAGCUGGUUCUUCUGAACAAAUUCAGUGUAGAAUUUGCCUUGAAACUGAUGGUAGGGAUUUUAUUGCACCUUGCAAGUGCAAGGGCACAUCAAAGUUUGUCCAUCGAGACUGCCUUGAUCAUUGGCGGGCGGUGAAGGAAGGAUUCGCGUUUUCCCAUUGCACAACUUGCAAAGCUCCCUAUUACUUGAGAGUUCAUGUUCCUGCUGAUAGAAAGUGGCGAACUUUAAAGUUCCGAUUCUUUGUGACCAGAGACAUUUUGUUCAUCUUUCUCGCGGUUCAGCUUGUUAUAGCCUCACUGGGAUAUUUAGUUUACUUGAUUGACACCCACCAUAAGUCUUGGUUGCGUUUGACUUGGGGGUUUGAUAGCGAACUAAGCUUCUACUAUCUAUGCGGGGCACUGUUAUUUUUCGCUCUGCUGGGCCUAUCUGGUUGCUUCAUAACCUGUUAUGAUCGAAGAGUGCGCAAUGAUUUGGCUCAGCCCUGCCGCGAGUUGUGCCUAUGUUGCUGUCAUCCUGGAAUGUGUGCCGACUGUCAUUUGCCUGGAACACUUUGUAUGUGGACUGAUUGCACAACCUGCUUUGAGGGUUGUGCUGGUGCCGCCAGUGAAUGUGGAGGUUGCUUAGGAGGUGCGGGUGAAGCUGGGUUGCCACUGAUAUUUAUAAUGGCUUUAAUUGUGCUAGGACUAUUUACUGUCAUCGGCAUAUUUUACAGUGUUUUGGUUGCUACAAUGGUUGGACAGAGAAUAUGGCAGAGGCACUACCAUAUACUUGCAAAAAGAAUGCUGACGAAGGAAUAUGUUGUGGAGGAUGUCGAUGGUGAGGUAAAUGGAAGCGAUUGGUCUCCGCCACCUCUGCCACCGGAGCAUGUUCAACAGCUGAAGUCACUUGGACUUCUGUAAACUUUGAGGAUUGUGACAUAAAUGAAAAACUUUCCAUAUUAUUGGGGCUCACAUCAUGUGCUUUAGUAUACGCAGUUAGAUCUGCAAAAGAGUCUUCUUCCUGACUGAUAGAAAAUCCGAUUCAACCCGAUAUUGUUCAAUUAUGUUCAUAAUUUGAGACUGAUCACAUGUAAUUGUUGACAAAACGGAUCGUUAACAAUCUAAAUGAAGUAACAGCUGCAAUCUUGGUUUAUAAGUUUUUUUCAAUCA